GGUAACGACCAAGAGAUCUGGUAACUGAAUUGAUCUCCUCUUCCUCUGUGUAACUUUCAUGGCUGGCUGCAUCUGGGCGGACGGUAAGGUAACGUGCGAAAACCUUUUAAAGUUGCAGUAUAUACGUGGGAAUACAGCGGCACUCAGAGUCCGGCAUAUCCACACGGCCGAUAUUUUUGGAGAGCUAAAACAAGCCACCAAAGAGAUAUCUCCGUUUGCUUCGCCCAGAUCCUCAAUUAGGGCCAUCCGCACCCGCACCCAGUCUCUCAUCCUGAUAUUCCAGCUCAACUCCCACUCUAUCUUUCUCUUCUGACCACGCCUCUUCUACCUAUCUUUACUUCACUCCAUCUCAGCCUCUAUCCGUUCCUCAUCCUUACUGUCGAUACUGCCCAUCAUGGUCAUGUCCGCCUUUGACAGAUUCAUCGACUCGCAGUUCGCCAAAUAUGAUCCAGGAAAAACGUUGACGCUCUAUCCACACAAGGUCGUCGAUCCAUAUGGCCUGGAUCUUUACGACAAUCCACCGAAAUUGGCUGUUCCAGAGGGCCAUCUCCGAGACUUCGAUCCCAAGGCUCACAGCCCCAAGACACACGGCUCUGUUGAAGUCAUCGAGCUUCUAUCAGGUGGCACCGCCGGCGGCGCUCAAGUCCUGCUGUGCAAAGUUUUGAAACAACCCGCUGAAUACAGACCGUCCCACGCCCCAUUCCCGGAGCCGCAAAGAUACGUCGUUGCCAAAAUCUUCGAUCCCAUGUUCUUCCCGGGCGACGAUGAAGUCCUCUCUGCGCUGGUUGGGAACGAUGUUCUCGCCGAGCAGCUCCUGAGCCGCGAGUCCGGAGCGUACGAGUACCUCUACGACAGGGGAAAGCCCAAACCCCCUCCAUCCGAUUCCAAGGCAAAGGGCAAGAAGCAGGAAACCAGGAACACAAUUACCGGUCACCCCAAUCUCAUCCCCCAGUACUAUGGAACCUGGGCCAUCAGGUUUAGGAUGGGCAACGGGAAGUACAGGGAGGCCGGCCUGGUUCUGAUGGAGUACAUUGAGGGCCACGCCAUCGAAGAGCUUUGCGAUAGGGACGAAGACAGCGGCUAUCUCCUCCCGGUCACCGAAGAGGUCAUCUUCCACGAUGUCGCCGGCUCGGCAAGCACGACCCAGGCCAGGAAGGUAAAGUUGACCGAGCCUUUCCGGCUGAAGGCCUUUCGCGAGAUACUCCACCAACUCGUGGUCCACAUGCACAUCAGCGUCGAACACGCCGACUUCAUCCCGGCAAACGUCAUCAUCACCCUUCGCAACCACGGGGGAAUCAAUGGUGUACGCGAGCUAGAUGAACCGCGGCCCGUCUUGCUCGAUCUCACCCUCACAAAGGUAUGGCGCAAGACAAAAGAUGCGCAAGGCCCCGGCAGGGAGCGGCACUGUCUCGAGUGGCUUCCCAACCCCCCUCACCCAAUGGAACGAGCAUCUCCCCAGGGCAUGGAGCUGUACAUUGGCUGGUUCGACGCCGAGUGGUCGAAAGAGCGGUUCGACGAGUGGUUGGUGCAAGAGUUUGGCCCUCUGGAGGAAGGCUCGGAGGAAGGCUCGACUGGAAAGUACUCUACGUUUGCCACUCUGGAUAACUUAAAGGCCGAUUAUUUCGAGAAGAGAGAUGAGGAGGCGAAGGAGGAGAUGAGAGCUCAGCAGGACGAGGCAAUCAGGCUCAUGGCUUCUGCGAGUCGCAAGGCCAGCGACGAGCGCGCGCAAGACUCGCAAAGCCGAGCAAACCCUCCCUCCACAAGCCGUCGACAGCAGAACCGAUCCGACGAGUCCACCUCGACGGAGAGUGGCGAAGAAGGCAUCCCACGCAGCUUGUACCGGAAGCUCCAGGAAGCGAAACUCGCAGCCAGCGAGAGCAGUUUUGGCGGCUCGCCGUCCCCUCGGUUGACACCCCGCUCGGCGCAGAAGUCGGUGGAGAACGAGGAGGAGAUGGAUACCAUUGAGGAGGAAUAGGAAAGUUACGCAAGUACCUUGGGUUGGGAAUAGAGGACUUGGAUUGGGUCGGAUAAGAUUAGAUUGGGUGGCCAUGUUCAUGUUGUCUCCAGAUUGACCAAGUUAUUGAGACGUGCGCUUCGUUUUCCUCAGAUUUUGAGAAAAGACCAAAAAAAAGUUUAGUAACCAAUGCAUCAUUUUUUCCAUCAC
Messenger RNA from Colletotrichum acutatum, 2164 nucleotides. RefSeq lists its product as uncharacterized. The coding region runs from base 395 to 1975 and encodes 526 amino acids. NCBI's taxonomy places the organism in Eukaryota, Fungi, Ascomycota, Sordariomycetes, Glomerellales, Glomerellaceae. The transcript has a single exon. The record is from RefSeq and is a predicted model, not a curated record.